AUGAAUGCCAUCUCUGCACUCCUCGCCAUUGGUGAAGAGGUCACCGAUGCCGAAGAAGAGUCCUUUUUACUUUUCAGCCAAGAGAUCACUGCGGGAAAUCUCGGAUUCCUAGACUCGCGUGCAGCUGCAGUCGAAGUCUCAAUACAUGAUCGUGAAUAUACCAUUCAUCAAUCUCCCACUUUGCUCUCCUCGUCACGAGCUGGAGGCACGACGGGCGCCGUCCUGUGGAAAAUCACUCCCUACUUUGCAGAAUGGAUCUCCUCGCCAACAAACCCGCUCUGGACAAAUUCAGUCCUAACUCCAGAGUCCAUCGUCGCGGAACUAGGGUGCGGUAUCUCCGCCCUCGUUCCCCUAUCUCUAGCCCCAUCAAUACAGCACUACAUCGCCACGGACCAAGAGUACGUGCGCCGAUUCUUCCGCACAAAUCUUGACGAGAAUGCUUCUGUCAAAUCUGGUCCAUCAAAGCAAAAGAUUGGAAAAUCCAAAGGGAGCGGUGGUGGAAGUAAAAAGAAGCAUACAUCCUCCAAAGCGAUAUCUCCCGCUGCAACUGCGACAAAUAUCACGUUUACGACACUAGACUGGGAGCUCGAUCAACCCGCUUUAUUAAAGGAUUGUAUUGAUUCUCCAAACACCAUCGAUGGCGAUGAGGAUAGGGGCUUCGACCUCCUCCUCUCUUGUGAUUGCAUCUAUAAUGAAGCGCUGGUUUCACCUUUCGUGCGGACUUGUGCGGAGAUCUGUCGCUUACGACCAGUCUAUGAGCCUUUGGCUACAAGCGAUGACAAGUCGGCGAGGCGGCCGACGGUUUGUAUUGUUGCGCAACAGCAGCGGGCGCCCGAGGUGUUUGAGAUCUGGCUGAGGGAGACGUUGAGGGAGUUUCGGGUUUGGAGAGUUAGUGAUGAGGUGCUUGUCAGUGGGUUGAGGGGUGGAUCGGGGUAUUUGGUACAUUUGCUUUUGGCUAGGGAGCAGUAA
This is a messenger RNA of Penicillium verhagenii, 969 nucleotides long. Its product is annotated as S-adenosylmethionine-dependent methyltransferase. The record is from RefSeq and is a predicted model, not a curated record. The coding region runs from base 1 to 969 and encodes 322 amino acids. The transcript is spliced from 3 exons. Lineage: Eukaryota; Fungi; Ascomycota; Eurotiomycetes; Eurotiales; Aspergillaceae.